This is a messenger RNA of Telopea speciosissima, 758 nucleotides long. RefSeq names its product cytochrome b5-like. The record is from RefSeq and is a predicted model, not a curated record. Gene Ontology annotation, molecular function: heme binding. The transcript is spliced from 2 exons. Bases 34 to 390 code for a protein of 118 amino acids. Gene Ontology annotation, cellular component: membrane; intracellular membrane-bounded organelle. NCBI's taxonomy places the organism in Eukaryota, Viridiplantae, Streptophyta, Magnoliopsida, Proteales, Proteaceae.
CCUUAUCCCCAUCACAUAUUUUUUUCUCCAUUCAUGUCCUUGAAUUCUGCUUCCUAUAAUGUGUUGGAACAGGUAUAUGAUGUGACAAAGUUCUUGGAGGACCAUCCUGGAGGGGACGAGGUUUUGUUGUCAGCAACAGGGAAGGACGCUACCGAUGAUUUUGAGGAUGUUGGCCACAGUACCAGUGCAAGAGCGAUGCUGGAUGAAUACUAUGUUGGGGAGAUUGAUGCAUUGACCAUUCCCACCAAGACCAAAUACACUCCUCCCAAGCAGCCACACUACAACCAAGACAAGACCUCAGAGUUCAUUGUCAAGCUACUCCAGUUCCUGGUUCCCCUAGCCAUUUUGGGUUUGGCCAUUGCCAUCCGCUUCUACACCAAAUCGGCUUAAGCGCUAAGAGUGCAUCUCGAGACAGGGCAUAAGUUUGAGUGUGAUUAAAGCCCCCUCUAUUAGUUUUCUUUAUGUUUUAGACAUUGCAACUCAGGGGUUAGUAGUGCAGUCAACUUGCAUAUGGUGGUAACUCAUUUCUGGCUUGUAUAUCCCAUUGCAAAAAAGAAAAAUUUUCCUCUCCUUUGAUGCUUUUAUUGUAUGUUUCCUCAAGUUCCAGUUUUCCACCUUCCUCUAUAAUCUUCUGUCUGUCACAAAAUCAUAUAGGGUUGUUAUGUUAUUCCUCAGUUUAUCAGGCAUAGAGGUCCAAUUUGUUGUAUGACCAAAAAACAUUUUUAAGUGCUUGAAUGAAUGUGUCACUUUCCUUCAUU